Messenger RNA from Microthlaspi erraticum, 483 nucleotides. NCBI's taxonomy places the organism in Eukaryota, Viridiplantae, Streptophyta, Magnoliopsida, Brassicales, Brassicaceae. The record is from the annotation of a GenBank genome assembly.
AUGAGCACUUCAUCUCCUUCACGGAAGGCGUUAAGCAAGAUCGCGUGUAAUAGGCUACAAAAGGAGUUAUCAGAGUGGCAAGUAAAUCCUCCGACUGGGUUUAAGCACAAAGUUACUGAUAAUCUUCAAAAAUGGAUAAUAGAGGUAACAGGAGCACCAGGUACACUCUACGCUAAUGAAACGUACAAGCUUCAGGUUGAAUUUCCUGAACAUUACCCCAUGGAAGCUCCUCAGGUAAUUUUUGUUCCACCGGCACCGCUACAUCCUCAUAUAUACAGCAAUGGCCAUAUUUGUUUAGAUAUCCUCUACGACUCAUGGUCUCCAGCAAUGACAGUAAGCUCAGUCUGCAUCAGCCUUCUCUCAAUGCUAUCCAGUUCACCCGAAAAGCAACGCCCGACUGAUAAUGACCGGUAUGUGAAGAACUGCAAGAACGGAAGGUCUCCUAAAGAGACAAGGUGGUGGUUCCAUGACGACAAGGCAUGA